CGCAUUCCGUGCCGGGUCCGGCUCGUGGCGGCCGCGGAGCGCGUAGGUCCGGGGGAGGAAGCCGGCGGGCGACGCGUGCAGCCACGACGGAGCAGCCGCGGGACUGGCCGCCUCGCGCCCCGUUCGCCGCCGUGCCGUUCCCCGGCGCGCUCACCCCGUUCUCGGGAUGGGAGUGUAGCGGCGGCGCGGACUCGGCGGGUAUCGCGGUGGAGGCGGCUGCGGCGGCUGAACGCGGCUCCAUGUUUUCCCCCGGCCAGGAGGAGCCCAGCGCCCCCAACAAGGAGCCGGUGAAAUACGGGGAGCUGGUGGUCCUGGGGUACAAUGGUGCUUUGCCUAAUGGUGACAGGGGCAGGAGGAAAAGCAGAUUUGCCCUCUAUAAGCGGACAAAGGCCAACGGUGUCAAACCCAGCACAAUCCACGUGGUUUCCACACCCCAAGCAUCAAAGAUUCCAGAAGUUGUUUUGCUGGAUGUAGAUCAGAAGAGGCUCUGUGUCCAUGAAGGAACUACCAGUGCUAUCAGCUGCAAAGGUCAGCACAGCAUAUCCUACACUUUGUCAAGGAACCAGACUGUGGUGGUGGAGUACACACAUGAUAAAGACAUGGACAUGUUUCAGGUGGGCAGAUCAACAGAAAGCCCCAUCGACUUUGUGGUUACAGACACCGUUUCUGGUGGGCAGAAUGAUGAUGCCCAGAUCACACAAAGCACCAUCUCUAGGUUUGCCUGCAGGAUCGUGUGUGACAGGAGUGAGCCAUACACAGCACGCAUAUUUGCAGCUGGAUUCGACUCUUCCAAAAACAUAUUUCUUGGAGAAAAGGCAGCAAAAUGGAAAAACCCAGAUGGACAUAUGGACGGGCUCACCACCAAUGGCGUUCUCGUGAUGCACCCUCGAGGAGGCUUCACCCAGGAGUCCCAGCCUGGAGUCUGGCGAGAGAUCUCUGUCUGUGGAGACGUGUACACUUUACGAGAGACGAGGUCGGCCCAGCAGAGGGGAAAGCUGGUGGAAAGUGAAACCAAUGUCCUGCAAGACGGCUCCCUCAUUGACCUGUGUGGGGCCACUCUCCUCUGGAGAACCGCAGAUGGCCUUUUUCACACUCCGACUCAGAAACACAUUGAGGCCCUCAGGCAGGAGAUCAAUGCAGCCCGACCCCAGUGUCCUGUGGGCCUCAACACCCUGGCCUUCCCCAGCAUCAAUCGGAAGGAGGUGGUGGAAGAGAAGCAGCCCUGGGCUUACUUGAGCUGUGGCCAUGUGCAUGGCUACCAUAACUGGGGCCAUCGGAGUGAUACGGAGGCCAAUGAGAGGGAAUGUCCCAUGUGCAGGACUGUGGGCCCUUAUGUCCCGCUGUGGCUGGGCUGUGAGGCGGGAUUUUAUGUUGAUGCUGGACCCCCAACUCACGCUUUUACCCCCUGUGGACACGUGUGUUCAGAGAAGUCUGCAAAGUACUGGUCUCAGAUCCCACUGCCUCAUGGGACUCACGCAUUUCAUGCUGCCUGUCCGUUCUGUGCCACACAGCUGGUUGGCGAACAGAACUGCAUCAAACUGAUUUUCCAAGGUCCAGUGGACUGACAACCCUGGACAGCCAUCUAUGUGUUAUUAACAAGUUACUGUGAAGAUUUUGCCACUAACUCUAGAUUCUACCUUUUUGUAAUGCUGUUUGUUAAGGGAAAGGCAGGCUGGGUUGGGGG
Messenger RNA from Phodopus roborovskii (desert hamster), 1684 nucleotides. RefSeq names its product pellino E3 ubiquitin protein ligase family member 2 (gene Peli2). Lineage: Eukaryota; Metazoa; Chordata; Mammalia; Rodentia; Cricetidae. Bases 240 to 1565 code for a protein of 441 amino acids. Gene Ontology annotation, molecular function: protein binding; ubiquitin protein ligase activity. The transcript has 7 exons. The record is from RefSeq and is a predicted model, not a curated record. Gene Ontology annotation, biological process: protein polyubiquitination; regulation of Toll signaling pathway.